Numida meleagris (helmeted guineafowl) is the source of this 4835-nucleotide messenger RNA. RefSeq names its product melanotransferrin-like. The coding region runs from base 383 to 2680 and encodes 765 amino acids. Gene Ontology annotation, cellular component: early endosome; recycling endosome; plasma membrane. Gene Ontology annotation, biological process: iron ion transport. The record is from RefSeq and is a predicted model, not a curated record. NCBI's taxonomy places the organism in Eukaryota, Metazoa, Chordata, Aves, Galliformes, Numididae. The transcript has 18 exons.
UUAUCCUUGUAACACAGCAUUAGUAGUAUUAAGAAGCUGAAGGGCAGCUGAAAAACCACAGUGCUGACCCAAACGCUGCAGGACAGCCCUUCCCCACAGCACGGAUUCCCAUCACCAGGUGCCAAACGUGCCACCCAGCCCUGGGACACCACAUCCUGACCAAGCACAAAGCGUCCCACACCGCGGCACGUUUUACACAGCGAGGUGGUGCAACCCGAGGGCGAGCAAGGAGCGCAGCUGAUCCUCCCUGGGCACACGGUACAGGGCCCGCUCCGCAGCAUGCUCGGGCACCUGAGAAGUUUUGGUCAUCACUGUGGAAUUCCUGGUAUGAGAAUGCAGACGGUCAGAGUAGAGAGUUGAUCCUUGCUGAACAACUGUAAUCAUGAAGGCGGUUCUUAUAAUUGUCCUAAUCAUCUUCACUUUGCUGUCUUCAGGGAAGAAGUUUCGAUGGUGCACUCUAUCUGAUCUAGAACAGAGAAAGUGUGCUGAGCUGUCCAAAGCACUAACAGCUGUGCUGCCUGUUACUGACACCAAUUCAUUUGCCAGGAUUUCUUGCAUCAGAGCCCACAAUACCUAUGACUGCAUUGAUAAAAUCAGAGUGAAUAAAGCAGAUGCUGCUUCUCUGGAUGCAGGAGAUGUUUACUCUGCUGUAAAGCUAUAUGGUUUGACCAUUGUGGCAAAGGAGGUCUAUGAACAAGGAAGUUGUGUUUUUGCUGUGGCUGUUGCCAAGCGAGGAACUUUGGAUAUCCAGAGGCUACGAGGUGUGCGCAGCUGCCACAAUGGAGCCAGGUGGACCUCAGGCUGGAAUAUUCCACUUGGAUUUCUCCUUGCAAGAAGUGAUCUUUCCUGGGAUAAGGCACAACCCCUGAGCCAAGUAAUCAGUGAGUAUUUCAAUGCAAGUUGCAUCCCUGGAGUUGGUGUUGCUGCUCCUCAACUGUGUGCUCUUUGCCAAGGACAAAAAUCAUAUGUCAGAGACAAGAACCACUUCUGUGAGACCAGCAGCAACGAACCCUUCUAUGACUCUGAUGGAGCUUUCAGGUGCUUGAAGAAUGGAGUAGCAGAUGUUGCCUUUUUAGAUCACCUGACAAUUAUGAGAGCCACAGAGUCAGAACAACAAGAAUACGAACUCUUAUGUCCUGAUGGGACUACAGCUGAGCUGAGCAAAUAUGACACCUGUAACUUGGGCAAGGGGCCUGGCCGUGGCAUCAUCAGCCGCCACAAUUUCCAGAAGAUCACCAACAAAUUUCUUACAAUGAUUCAACGCCUCUUUGGUCGAAAAGGAAAGGAAAGAGCCAGAUUUGAACUUUUCAAUUCAUCAUCCUUUGGGGGAAAGAACCUUCUCUUUCGAGAUGCCACUCAGCACCUGCAACUUCUGGAGGAGCAGCUAGAAAUUGCAUAUGUCCUUGGUCUGGAUUAUGUAGCUCUCCUUAAGGGACUAGGUCAUGAAGGGAGUUCCUUGGACAACAGUGUUGUGCGCUGGUGCUGCAUCAGCAAUGCUGAGCUUCGCAAAUGUGAGGAGUGGGCACUGAGCAUCAAAUCUGACCCUUUAGUCUGUGUCCAAGCAACUUCCAUGGCAAACUGCAUUGAAAUGAUCAAGAGUAGCGAGGCUGAUGCAGUCACUCUGGAUGCAACACAUGUCUACAUUGCAGGGAGGUGUGGAUUGGUGCCUGUAGCUGCAGAAUGUUAUGGGCAGGUUUGUGCUCCAGCUGCUGAGAGCACAGAGGAAAUGAGGAAACUUCAUCUAGAGCUCAAAGAACUGUCACCUGUCUAUGCUGUAGCCCUAGCUAAGAAAAGUGCCAAACAGAUUAACAUCCAUAACCUUCGGGGAAGGCGAUCAUGCCACAGCCACCUGUAUAGUCCUGGAGGAUGGUUACUUCUUUCCAAAUACACAGUGGGACCUCUGGGAAGUGAUACUGAGAGCUGUGAUAUUGGAGCUGCUUACCAGAAUUACUUUUGGAAGGGCUGCAUGCCAGGAGCAGAUGGAAACCUGUGCAAAGUGUGUAUUGGAGAUAGUGAGGUGGAAGGAGCUCGAGUAUCUAGCAGAUGUGCUGCAAGUCACAAUGAACGCUACUAUGGCAAUAUGGGAGCACUCAGGUGCUUAGUUGGCAAUCCCAGUGGAAGAAGCUUUGGAGAUGUAGCUUUUUUGGAACACUCAAACCUACUCUGGAACAUAGAGAGUCUGGAUAGCUCUGGUUGGACAAAAGGUUAUACAGCUAUUGACUUUGAACUCUUGUGUCCGGAUGGAACGCGUGCUGCAGUCACAGAAUGGGCUGCCUGCAACCUUGGGCCCAUUCCUCCCAGCACAGUCAUGACCCGACCAGUCACUGUCACUAAAAUCUAUGACUUCCUAAUGAAAUCUCAGGAAUUUUUGAGGACCAAGCUGGAUUCUGAAUUCCAUCUCUUUCAGUCAGAAAAAUAUGGUGACAAUGAUCUGCUUUUCAAAGAUGCUACUCAGUACCUUGUUCCUGCAACUCACAUGAGCUAUCAGGAAAUCCUUGGAGAACCUUUCUUUCAGCUGGCAGAAUCAGUGUUUAAUUGUACACCUGCAGCACGGAAUCAUGUGCAACAGCAUUCACGAGUUCACAUAACCCACAGCACAGAACUAGGAUCAUCAGAUUACCUGCUAUGGAGGAUUCAGCAUUUUUUGGGGGGGAACAGCAGGGUCAGUGCAGUGGACUGAAAUACAGACUGUCACGAAUGGCACAGGUUAGUGGGUAGCAGUUUACCUUGCAUUUCCUAUUUUAUCUUCUAAAAACUGUUUCCAUGCAAAAAAAAAAAAAAAAUUCAACUGAUAUUUUGGUAGUUGCAGGAUUGUCUUCCUAUAUUUGAUUUUAAUUGCAAUCCACGUUGAAUACAGAUAUGUAUGAUAGAUUGCUUAUGUAAUCACUAUCAGAAGUCUCUUCUGGUUUUAAUUGGAAAGAAUAUAUUUCCUUUUUUAAUCAAGGAUUUAUACUGGUAAAUCAAAAUACUUUUCUCUCAAAUUCAUAUAGUAAGACACCUAGGAGUGAGCAGAUCUGGAUUCUUGCAGCCUUAAAUUGAAGGGAAGCAAUGGAUAUAUGAGGGCUGCUCCAAAAGUAACACCUCCUAUUUUAUUAGGUUGGCCCAUGAUGUUAGGUGUGAAUGCUGGUGGUACAGCAGUAGAGGUUGAACCUUCCCACCAAUAUUCAGCUACGUUCUGUUGCUGUGUGACAGAAUGGCACCUGACAUGGAAGUGCAUAUGAAGCAAACUUGUGUUGAAUUCUUCCAUGUGGAAAAAAUGGCGCCCUUAGCAUUCACCAAUGCUUGCUGAAUGUUUACAGAGGCUAAACAGUGCCUGUGAGCACAGUGAGGGGGGAGGGGGGGGUGCAUUUCAGCAGUGGUAAUAGUGGGUCACCUCCCCUGGUGUGGGUUUUUACAAGCGUGGCAUGCAGGCUCUUGUUAGUUGCUGACAAAAACACACAGCUAAUAGUGGUGACUGCGUUGAAAAUUACUGUUUUCUAGCUGAGAAUUUGUACUAUCAGAUAGUGUGAUUGUGCUCUUUGUAGCAGUUAUAGUUUCCAUAGAAAUAAACAGGAGGCAUUACUUCAAAGCAACCUAAGUUCUCAGAAACACAAAUCAUUACUUUUCAUACAGUACAUUGACAUUUCUGAUGUGACAAAAGGUGAAUUAAUUAAGCUGACCAUUGUUUUUACAAGCAGAAACUGAAUGUGAUAUUAAGUCUUCUGAAUACAGUGUAUCAUAUCAUAGUUUCGUUUUGCCCAUUAGGGGAGAAAGACUUUCAUGUGGAUGGCAUUAACCACUGCUAGCAAUAAAAGAAAUGCCACUAGUGAAGACCAGCCAGCUGCAAUAGAGAAAGUAAAUCAAUCUCCCCUACAGAGCAAGGAAAAAAAACACAAAACAAAAUAAAACCCCUCAAUUAAGCAAAGCUAGGCAGUAGGAAUCCAAAAUAUUCAGUUAUAAAAUACACUGCUAAAGCGACCUCUUCUUAAGCAGUUUAUUCCAUGCCUAGGUUGCCUUUCCUUUGUUUCAUUUACAUUAGCCUUUUUCAUUUCCCUUUUUCACUUCCUGAGAAAAAAUAAAUUGCACUCUGAGCAGCACUAAGGGUUUUAGGUUCAGUGCUUCACAGCUGAGGCUGUUCUCUAAUUUGUCCCCAUUUGUCAUUAACUAAGCAAAUAACAGAGAGUGGAUGCAAAUCCAAACUCACCUACCUUUAAGAAAGAGAGGCGAGAAAUGAAAUGUAGACGAGUCCCAGUAUGGUAACAGAACAUCAUCUUCAUGUGUGGCAUCGCAGCCAGCAAGCUGUAGCCCUGAUGGAGUGGAGGAAGAGCAGAGUCCGGUUGAGGGCUUUGGAGCGCUCCUUCCCUUUCUUUACUGGAGCUUUCAUGCCACCUGCAGGACUUGGAUAGCAUUGCACUUCAAUCACAGGAACAGCGUGAAGUGCAAGUGCCAGCUUAACUUUUCCAAGAACAGAGUGCUGCUGAAUAUGUAAUACCUGGGUUAAAAAAAACUGGGUCAGAGGCACUGGGUUAUAGGUAAGACCUCAUGGGUGGGGGGAAUUACUUUCUGUUACAGCUCUUACAAAAGCUUGCCUAGCCCUGUUUGACAUUCCUGUGCUUCAGCAUUGAGUUAGAAGCAGUGGUUUGAUUUCUUGCACACGCUGCAUUAUGUGAACCAUGGUCCUGCUCCAAUACUUUUCAAAUACUUUUGAAAUAGUGGGAAUGGUCUGUGCUGUCCUAAUGCUACUAUUAUGAACAGGAGCCUGGUAGUUCAGAGUGUGCUUUAACUUCCACAGGUCCAUUUGCAUUCCUUUUAAAGUAGGGCUGUGGAUAAAGGAGCACUGGAAUUGUUGCUGCUUA